AUGACGACCACAACCGAUCAAUUGACCAAGUUCAAUCCGGAAACCAUGGACUGGAAGGCGUGGAAGUUUUUGUAUGAUAAUUAUACUGUGCUGACCGACCUUCAUACGGACAAGCACCGUGCCUUGCUAAUAAACAGUCUGGACACGAAGGCCCUGCAGCUUUUAGUUUCGAUGUGCAAACCCAAGAUGCCGUCCGACUUCACACUGGGUGAACUGGUCACGAAGCUGGAAACGGCCUACGCCCCGUACACAAACCAAAUAACCGAGUGGGCGCUGUUCUUCAGUCUUCGGCAGGACGAAAAAGAAAGCCUGGUGGACUUCGCGACACGUUUACGUGACAAAACGAUCCUAUGCGACUUCCCGGCAACAGUGCUGGAGAAGAAUUUAAGUGCUGUGCUCGUGGCAGGCGUCAAAAGCGACGCAACGAGACGCUACCUAAUGCUGCAAGAGCUGAAGACGUUCGACGCCGCCCUCCAAAUUGCUAUCAAAUAUGAAACAAGCGUGAAAGAGGCGAGAAAAACUAACGUGGAAGAGAAUGUGGUGAACCGUAUUAAGAAGCGAGAAACAACAGUGAAGAAAGAGGAUAAGAGCAGGAGAGAGAAGAGACAAGAAGAGAAUGAAGAAGAAAGUGGAAGUGACGAAGAGAUGCCGUCCCGGCGGAAGUGUAAAAGAUGUGGAUCCUGGCGGCAUACGCCCGAAGAAUGCUGGUAUAAAAACACCAGGUGCAAUGCUUGCGGCAUGAAAGGCCACAUAGAGAGGGCAUGCCAGCAGAAGGACAAGAAGAAGAAGGAAAAGGUCGAUACCGUCUACAAUGUCGAAGAAGACUAUUUCGACAUUUUGCCAUAA
Messenger RNA from Paramacrobiotus metropolitanus, 846 nucleotides. RefSeq lists its product as uncharacterized. Bases 1 to 846 code for a protein of 281 amino acids. The record is from RefSeq and is a predicted model, not a curated record. Gene Ontology annotation, molecular function: nucleic acid binding; zinc ion binding. Lineage: Eukaryota; Metazoa; Tardigrada; Eutardigrada; Parachela; Macrobiotidae. The transcript has a single exon.